Messenger RNA from Ilex paraguariensis (yerba mate), 1824 nucleotides. The record is from the annotation of a GenBank genome assembly. Lineage: Eukaryota; Viridiplantae; Streptophyta; Magnoliopsida; Aquifoliales; Aquifoliaceae.
AAAAGAAGUUAUGAGAAAACCGGAGGGUAAGAGUAGUAGCUUAUGUGGUUUUGUAUUAGACCCUGCAAAAUUUAGUCAACUGGGCAUGGGAGAGAAAAGACAACUAGUUCAUGAAAUUGCUAAAUGGCCAGAAGAUGCCCCCAAGGUUCUGAGUUCCUUGUCUCGCAGAGAGCUUCUUGAUAUCAUAUGUGCUGAAAUGGGCAAAGAGAGGAAGUACAGUGGAUUUACAAAGUUUAGAAUGAUUGAACACCUUUUAAAAUUAGUUUGUAAUAGGUCCAAGAAGAAAAAUAUUGACAAACCUCUUGUUUUUUCUCCAACCAAAACUGAAGCAUGCUUUGAAAGGCAAAGCUGGCAAGAGCACUUGCUACGACAACCCAUUCAAAUUGAUCAUACUUCCUGGCAGACAGUGAAAGAAGCAGCCAACAUCCUACUCUGUCAAAAUCUAGCCUGCAGAGCUACCCUGAGUCCAGGAGAUGUUUUUUGCAAGCGAUGUUCUUGCUGUAUCUGUCAUCAGUAUGAUGAUAACAAGGAUCCUAGUCUAUGGCUAAUUUGUGAUUCGGAUCAUCCCAAAGAAGGUGACUCUUGUGGAAUGUCGUGUCAUCUGAAAUGUGCCCUAGAGCAUAAACGAGCUGGAGUAUUAAAGAAUGACCGCUGCACGAAGUUGGAUGGCGGUUUCUAUUGUGUUUUUUGCGGAAAAAUUAAUGGACUAAUGAGAACCUGGAAGAAACAACUGGUAGUUGCCAAGGAGGCCAGAAGAGUUGAUGCACUGUGUUUAAGAGUCUCUCUGAGCCAUAAAAUUCUGGAAGGAACUGAGCAAUAUAAGGAGCUGCUAAAGAUAGUGGAGUCCGCUGUGAAGAAACUUGAGAAUGAAGUGGGGCCUCUUGAUGGGCCAUCCCCGAAGAAGGACUCUGGCAUUGUCAAGAGGCUCUAUUGUGGUACUGAGGUUCAACAGUUGUGCUCUUCAGCAGUGGAAGCUUUUGACUCCAUAUCCUACAAAUUCUUUGACCAUCUAAAUCAGAAAGAGCCACCAAUUACUAUGACAGCUUGUCGGAUUCGGUUUGAGGAAUUAUCUCCAACAACAGUAAUUAUUCUCUUAGAAUAUGAAGAUUGUCUGUUAAAGGAAAUCUUAGGCUGCAGGCUCUGGCAUCAAAAAUCUACCAUUAAGGAUUAUCCUGAAGAAGCAACUUACAUUGUACUGAGGCCAGAGACUAGAUUCAAACUGACUGGUCUUGAUCCGUCAACGGAGUAUUUCUGCAAGGUAUUGUUCUUUAGCAAAAAUAGUACUCUGGGUGCUUUGGAAGCUAAAUGGGUGACACCUGCAUUAAGGAGAAGCACAGUGUCAAAGUCAGAUGAAGAACAAGAAAAGAAAGAAAAUGCUUUAAUAGCCAAUUCCUAUCCACAGAUGUAUUCUGAAUAUUCUAAUCUCACAUUCUCUCAUUCCAUGAAGGAUGUUCUUUUAGUGAGUCCCACUUCAAAUCCUCCUCCCACACCAUGUAAAUAUGACGGAAAAAAGGAACUGUCAUUCAUGAGUUCCAAGAAGCAAUUGAAAGGCACUGAUUAUGAGAACUCUGUGGGAGUAAUCAGGUGGUUAGAGCAUGAAGGGCAUUUAAAUGCAGAUUUUAGAGUGAAGUUUCUUACCUGGUUUAGCUUGAAAGCAACACUGCAAGAGAGACGUGUGGUAAGUGCCUUCAUAGACACUUUGAUUGAUGACCCUCCAAGCCUGGCUGGGCAGCUCAUCGAUACCUUCUCGGAUGAGAUUUCCUGUGAACAAAAACCAGUCCCUCGGCUUGGACUUUGCACUACACUGUGGCAUUAACAAUUGUG